Molecule: messenger RNA, 5574 nt
Organism: Talaromyces marneffei
Lineage: Eukaryota; Fungi; Ascomycota; Eurotiomycetes; Eurotiales; Trichocomaceae
Exons: 4
Coding region: 1-5574 (1857 amino acids)
Biological process (GO): proteasome assembly
Cellular component (GO): nucleus; cytoplasm
Molecular function (GO): molecular adaptor activity
Source: RefSeq, a predicted model, not a curated record
AUGUCUUCAGGCGCGCCGGCCGAGAGCCCUGAAGCUCGCGAGCUCAGCUUGGUGUCUAAAGUGGAGCUCCGAAUUGCCCUGGCCGAUUCAGACGAGAAGCUCCAAAAGCUCCUACAAACAUAUCUGGCCCCAUUACUCCUAAAACUAGCCUCGGAGCAUCUGGCUGUACGCAACAAAGUGAUUGCAGUCUGUCAACAUAUCAACUUAAGGAUAAAGCCACAAUCGAUCCAGUUACCCGUUACCGCACUGUUGAAGCAGUUCAAGGAACAGAGCUCGCAACUAAUCAGACAUUUCGAUCUGAUUUAUAUUCAGCAAGGUAUUGAUCGCCUUGAUGCUUCAGCUCGCGUGGAGCUGUUACCUGCUGCGUUGCAGGGCAUCGCUCAGCUUGAUGUUGCAUCCGCUCAAACGGCGAGUGUGUUUAAUCUGAUUCUGAGGUUGUUGCCUCUUCUACGGCUUCCGCCAAAGGAUAGUCCCGAGGAUCAGAAAUUGGGGGAGAAGCUUUCUCUUUCAGAGGCAGAUACACGAUCCUUGGCCGUCUGGCUGGGGAAAUUGCUUCUCUUGUCGCAAGCGGCGAAGGAUGCCCGUACUUGUCCCGGACUGUCUCCGUCGGAGUACACAUUUCUGAAUAAAUCAGCUUCUUUUGAGGAAACAUGGAACCCCUCUACGCAGGGUGGUCUAAAUCUCACAGAGACGAAGUACUUUGUUGCAAAGUUUCUUGCAAGCGGUGCUUUCAACAACUCAGCCCGAUUCCUUCCAGCUAUCAUACUAUCCGCCGACUCCAACUCUCGCCUCUCAGACAUCGGUGACGAUAUUCUGAAGCGAUUUAAUCCCGACCUUGAAGAUGCUGAGGUUGUGGAACAGCUGUAUAAGCUCUACUUUGGAACUACCGGGAGUGAUGCGGCACUUCCUGCCCGUAUCCCGCUCCAGGUCAAGAUUCUAAGCUUUCUUGGUAAAUCUGUCAAAGCCACUACAUAUACCGGAGAAAUCAGCAAAUUGCUUGACGAAGGGCUGUUCUCGACUAUUGCUAAAUCUGCCCAAGGCCUCCAAGCUUCCAAGAUUAGAUCUCAGAUCUUUAUGUUUAUCACCUGGGUUGUCCGUAUGGGUGCUCCGUCUGAUUUGAGAAUCAUUGCACCGAAUGCCGUUAUUGGUUUACGCCAGUUUGUUGAGUCACAGGGGUGGCCAGAUCCAGGUGUUAGUGGUCAAAGACUGUCUCAGACAGAUAUAGGUCUGCGAGGGCUGGCAUAUGAAAGUAUUGGAGUAUUGUCGCCGAAGAUUUCGUCAGGUGGUAGCGUAGACUACAUUGAUAUGGAUCUCCUACGGUGGCUCUUUAGCUCACUUGCCUCUGAUGCUUCAGCUGCAGAGAUCUAUGUCAGCAUUGAGCAAGCCUUGGGAAGUAUUCUGAACUGCUGCACUGGAAACUUACCUGAAGGUGUACAAUCAGAACUGGGUAACUUUCUCGACUUUCAGAUGCAAAGUCAACCCGGAACGGAGUCUUCGUUGACUGGUUACCCUAUUGUUCGCAGUACGCACUAUACUGCUGUACGAUAUGCCAAUCGGUGUCUACCCUAUUGGGAUCUCACUGCUCGAUGGAUCGAUCUUCUUGCUAUUGCUAGUACAUCACAAGCGACGAGAGAAGUUAUUGAAGAAGGAAAGAAGGGCCUUCACCCGUACUGGUAUCGAAUGCUAAACCCUGUUAGGGGUGUAUCAUCUUCAACAAACUUGGAAGAUCUACCACAAUAUAAAUUCCCCAGCUUUCAGCAGGCAGUGCAAUUGUUGGUGAAACUAGGUGAUUCAGACGCCUCACCAAGCAGUUUGCAUGGCGUAAUUGCCCCAGCAGUUCGCUUCUGCAAGAACCUGCUCGUGUGGGAAGCACUAUCAAAGACGCAAGCACCCAUUGACAUCGAUCAAGAGUGGGAGUAUAAACUCGAGACCCUUCUUCGAUCAGAUGCGCAAAUGAGGCAUGGCGUCAGGGAGAUUAUUUCGCGGCAAUCUGAUUCAGUGAUGACAACAUGGCUGAACAGUGCUCUGAACGGUGUUAUUUUAUGUACAGGACUUCAGGGCGCUGAUUGUGGCCAAGACUUUUUAGACAUCGGCUCAUUGACUUCAAACCGAGUUAUAGCAACAGUCACAGCUAGCGCACCAUCAAUUUUACAGCGGAUUUAUUCCACUAACGAUCAUGUGCUUCAACGCAUUGCUGCAAGGAUAUUUGGAAUUCUUGCCUCGCAUACGUCCGUGACAGAGUCUGAUUGUCAACAGGUAUUUUCAGAUUUAUUGAAUACAAGCAUAGGAUGGAAGGGAGCUAUUGGCGAAGCAGCAAACAAGGUUCGAGGUGCAAUUCUUGCAGUAGCAUAUUUGCUUAGUCGAUUGGCGUAUCGCAAGAGGUUGAACGUCAUUCCCGAAGCACAAAUCGGACAGUAUAUCACGCUCGCCGUUGAGGUACUCGAUCAAUCAAGAGACUCUCAGCUUUCAGAGGCCGUGCAGGUGACUAUUGGCCAGCUAGCACUGGCGCAAGUACUCAAUUAUGGCAGACUAUCAGCAGCUGGCAGUUGGAAAACAAUACAGUCUAAGCUGGAAGAACAGGCCAAGAAAGAAAAGGAAAACGCAAUCCACGCAUUAGGUCAAUUAUCACUGGUUGUGCCACAUGAUGGAGGAGAAGGUCAAUCUGCGUUUUGUGAGAUUAUGACAUCGUUGCAUGGACUACAUGAAAUACGCAAAUCAGAGGUCCAAUUCCCUGUCGGAGAGUCGUUGUGUACGGCAGCAGCAGGAUGGGCCUCAAAAUCACUAAUCGGUGAAUUUGAUGUGGAUGAAACACCAUUGGAAGCAAACAUUCCUGCAACUAUCCUCUCGGAACUAGCUGAUAAGUUAAUCACUGACUGCAAAGCAUCGAAGCCUUCUCUACGAAAGGCAUCCGCUAUCUGGGCUCUUUGUCUCGUCAAGGACUGUGGCGAGCUUGAAGGAGUUCAGCAACGGCUUCGAGCAUUCCAAGCUGCAUUCGCUGGUCUCUUGGCUGACCGUGAUGAGGUUGUCCAAGAGACAGGCUCCAGAGGUUUGAGUCUAGUGUAUGAAAUGGGCGACCAGGACUUGCGAGACGACCUCGUGCGCGAUCUGGUCGGAUCAUUCACUGGUAAUGGCGCCAACAUGGGAGGCAAGGUUACCGGCGACACUGAACUUUUUGAGCCCGGGGCUCUACCGACUGGUGAAGGAAAAUCAGUGACAACAUACAAGGAUAUCAUGAAUCUGGCAUCUGAAGUUGGUGAUCCAAGUCUCGUUUAUCGUUUCAUGUCUCUGGCAUCAAACAAUGCAAUCUGGUCAAGCCGGGCGGCUUUUGGCAGGUUCGGUCUCAGCAAUGUCUUGUCUGAUUCUAGUGUGAGCGGAUACCUUGCUCGAAAUCCAAAGAUCUACCCCAAACUGUAUCGGUACCGAUUUGAUCCAAAUCCGAAUGUGCAGAGGUCAAUGAACGAUAUUUGGCAAGCGCUUGUCAAGGAUCCUACAGCUCUGCUAGAUACGCAGUUCGAUCCAAUCAUGGAUGAUUUACUGUCCAGCAUUAUAGCGGGAAGAGAGUGGCGGGUUCGUCAGGCUAGUUGUGCUGCUAUCGCAGAUUUGUUACAGGGGCGGUCAAUUGAGAAGUACGACAAGUAUUUGAAUGAAAUUCUAAGCAAAGCAUUUAAAGUGAUGGACGACAUCAAGGAGUCUGUACGCACAGCAGCUUUGCGACUUUGUCAAGUCAUUACGAACAUCUUGAUCCGCACUCUCGAAGUGGGAGAUACAGAUUCGAAGCGAGCAAAGACUAUGCUGGGACAUAUCAUUCCCUUCCUCUUGGGUCAAGAUGGAAUGGAAUCCAGCGCACAAGAGGUACAAGGCUAUGCGAUAUCAACGUUGGUACAAAUCAUUAAGAAGAGUCCCAGUGCUCUAUUGCGUCCAUUCAUGGCUCAGAUAUUAGAGAAGUUCCUAUCUUCUCUAAGUUCUCUGGAACCUCAGGCGGUGAAUUAUAUUCAUCUGAAUGCAGACAAAUACGGGCUUACAGGCCAGGAGAUUGAUAAAAUGCGAUUAUCAAGUAUUCGAAUGUCCCCAAUGAUGGAGAGUAUUGAACGAUAUCUUCUAGACGGUCUGGAUGAGAACGCUAUGAAAGAGGUCGCUUCCAGAUUAGAGGUGGUUCUACGCACUGCUGUGGGCUUGCCAUCAAAGGUCGGGUGCAGCAGAGUUCUCGCUCUUCUAAGUGGAAAGCAACUCCUGUUCGGUCCUUAUGCGGACAGAUUCAUUCAACUACUGACUAAGCACGUACUUGACCGCAACGAGACAGUCAGUGUAUCGUACAGCGCCUCGAUUGGAUAUCUUAUUCGACUUGGAAGUGAUGAGCGUGUGCUAGAGACCAUCGCUUUUACCAAAUCGCUAUACUUCAACUCAGAGGAGACUUCUCAGCGAACGGUAGCCGGAGAAAUCCUACAUUCCAUGUCAAAACUGUCCAGCGAUAGGUUCUCGAAUUUCUCUACAGCCGCCCUGCCAUUUGUGUUCGUCGCCAAACAAGACACCGACGAACAAACUCGCGAGAUAUUCGAAAAGACCUGGCAGGACAAUGUUGGUGGUCCCCGAGCCGUGGCAUUGUACCUGAAAGAAAUCACAGCGAUUAUAUCCGAGCGGCUAGAAUCGUCCAAUUGGACCAUCAAACACAGUGCCUGCCUUGCAACGGCUGACGUGGUUACCAGUCUCGGGAAAUCUCUCGAUCAAUCAACGGCUGAGAUUGUCUGGCCUAUUCUAGAAAAGUCCGUGAACGGGAAGACGUGGGACGGUAAGGAGAAGGUUCUGAAAGCGUUUGUCAAAUUCGUGGAAAAUUCACGCACAUUCUGGCAAUCCAGCGGAGAUGUUAGCCAACAGAUGAAAGAUAUUAUUCUCAGAGAAGCAAAGCGAAAUAACGUGGCGUACCGGCCACACGCACUAAAUGCAUUGGCUGAUUUUGCAGAGUUCCAGCCUGAUUUGGACCUCCUUUCUGACGCCAUCAAGAUCGUUGAGCCAAUCGUUGACGACCUCGUUGACAGCGACAAUGUCAAAAUGGAUGUCGAUGGAGACCACUCUUCCAAAGCCCUCGAGAACGAGACAUUGGCAGCAUGUACCGGAUGCCUGAUCCGCUGCUUAAACCCCACAGCCAAAGUACCGGAAUAUAAUCAGCUGAAGACCGUCAUCAAGAGUAUUGGACAAUGUCUACAGGGAAAUAAUCGACACGUAAUGGAUGGCCUCUACACGGGGUUACAGGGAGUCUUUGAUAAGAUAGGGGAUGAAUUAUCUGGACAGCAACAAACAGUUGACUGCCUGGUGCUACAGGAACGAUUACAAAUGCUAGCCGAUGGCCUCCUAUUUGCUGACAUUGACCCGUCAAUUGAGGCACUUCGACUAAAGCGUGCCCGAGCAGCAGAAAAGUUUAUCAAAGUGGCUUCUCAGGGGACGAUGAUACAGGCCACUAGCGCAGUGGGCGCGGGGGUCCUGAGUGACAGUCAACGACAACGCAUGGAGCUGUGGCUGGCGCAAGAGCGAGCUGAAUCAAUCCAGCAUAUUCUUAAAUCUGCCCUACGGGGUUUGUGA